Paramuricea clavata is the source of this 1503-nucleotide messenger RNA. The record is from the annotation of a GenBank genome assembly. Lineage: Eukaryota; Metazoa; Cnidaria; Anthozoa; Malacalcyonacea; Plexauridae.
AUGAAGAUACCAUACGCCAAUCGUACCGUUGACAUUGAUUUACCGGUGGUGGCUGGUCAGCCACGACUCACAGUUAAGAGUGUUAUGGACGAAUUUCUGGGACAAAUGCCGGAUAAUUUUAGUACACUCUUGGAAGCCUUUGUUCUGCUUUCUCCACGUCGUGUUAGGGUUACUUGUCGUAGUGCCUUGGCGAUGGAGGAAUUCUGCCAUUCUGGCUUAACGUUUCGGGAUGCUCCGAUUGAUGUGCGCCCCUGUAAAUCGGCUAAGUGGGUAAAUAUCACUCGUCUUAGUUAUGGUGUUUCGGCUGAAGUCAUCACUGCCGCCCUUAAGCCUUUUGGGAAAGUUUUACAGGUCAAGAUGGACACGUAUCAUAAUGUCUAUGUGGGUAUUCGUAAUGUUCUUAUGGAAAUUACCCAACCUAUACCAUCUCGUCUGUUAAUUGCCGGUCACUGGUGUAAUGCUUUUUAUGUUGGCCAGGUGCCGACAUGUUUUUCUUGUCACAAGACUGGUCAUGGCAGUAGAGAUUGCCCAGCUAAGCGUGUCAUUAAUCCCCCUAUUCGGGGUAAUAACGUAGCUAAUUUAGCUCCUGCUCUUGUUGUAAACGCAGAUGUUGUUCCGGAGAAUAACAACAUUCCUGUUAAUCCUGCUGUUGAUGUUCCGCCUGCACGUGGCGAGAUUCUGGAUCAGCCUGAUCCAGUACGCGUGCCCUCUCCUCUGCAUCAUGGUGAAACGCACAAUCUUCAGCCCAAUUCUCCUGCUGUUAAUCCCUCGGUUAUUGCUCCUUCCCCUGCUUAUGCAGCGGUCGUGAAGGCCACCAUUGAUGAUGCUUCGCAAGCGGAAGUUGAUGCAUCCUCGGAAGAGGAAGACCCCUUUUAUGAUGCUGGGGAUGCUCCUCCAUCCAACAAACGCGAUCACUCAGAUAGUGAUUCCUCUGCCAAUUCUGGUCAUCAUCAUGACAAACGUGGUAAAGCGAUCAUUGUUGAGACUGUGAAGACCCAGAUUUUUUCUCCAAACAUGUUUGCUGCGCUUCCUGACGAAGCCGCAGACCAUGAUGAUGAUGAUGAGGUUAUUCCUCCUACGCCCAAACAGCAAAACCCUCCUGCCACCAAUCCAUCUGAUGCAACUGGUGAUGAUCUCAUUGUUCCUCCUUCACCUGUUGCCGCCUCUGUGAUCCCCUCCUCAAAAGUUGUUCCUCAGUGGUCGGAUGAGUAUGAUGGUGAUGCAGAUUUUUCUGAUGAUGAUACAAGCUCGGUCACGGACUCGAAAAAGAAUGCCCCCCUGGACCCCGCUUUUGUUGAUGAACCUCAAGAAUCGGUAAUGGAUCAUACACCCCUGGACUCCCCUUUAACUCUGAUUACCCCCAACUUACCUCGUGCUAAUCUCAGUUCGCAAACUUCCUCGUAUGAGUUGGAUCCUCUCACAUUAGCUGUCUCUUCCAAAAAAACGAAACCUGCACCGGUCUGUGGUACCAGUAAAAAAUCCUUGUCAAAAGGUGGUCUUUAA